This is a messenger RNA of Oxyura jamaicensis (ruddy duck), 3474 nucleotides long. RefSeq names its product scavenger receptor class F member 1 (gene SCARF1). NCBI's taxonomy places the organism in Eukaryota, Metazoa, Chordata, Aves, Anseriformes, Anatidae. The record is from RefSeq and is a predicted model, not a curated record. Gene Ontology annotation, molecular function: scavenger receptor activity. The transcript has 13 exons. The coding region runs from base 64 to 2652 and encodes 862 amino acids.
AGGAGGGAAAGAAGGACGGGACGGGACGGACGGACACAGCCCCGGUGCUCGCGCCCCGGCACGAUGGCGAGCGCCCGCCCGCUGCUGUGCCUGCAGCUGUGGCUGUGGGUGCAGGGCUCUGCCCAGGAGCUCGACCCCGACGGCAGGAACGUCUGCAAGGUGGACAGCCCCCCCGCGGGCCUGGCGUGCUGCCCCGGCUGGAAGCAGGAAGGGCGGGAGUGCACGGCCGCGCUGUGCGAAGGGGAGGACGCCUGCGGGCCGGACGAGGUGUGCGUGAAACCCGGGCUUUGCCGCUGCAAACCCGGCUACUUCGGCGCAGACUGCAGCUCCCGCUGCCCGGCGCAGUACUGGGGCCCCGACUGCAAGCGGCGGUGCCCGUGCCACCCCGGCGGGACGUGCGAGGCGGCGAGCGGGCGCUGCACCUGCGACCCCGAUCACUGGGGCGAGCUGUGCCAAUUCCCCUGCCAGUGCGGGCCCCACGGCCGCUGCGAGCCCCUGACCGGUGCCUGCCGCUGCGAGCCGGGCUGGUGGUCGCCCAGCUGCAAGAAGCAGUGCCAGUGCAACGCCGCCAAUUCGCACUGCGACCCCCUCACCGGGCACUGCCGCUGCCUGCCGGGCUGGUGGGGCAGGAGGUGCAGCUUCAGGUGCUCCUGCAACCUCUCGCCCUGCGCCCAGGAGACGGGCAAGUGCGAGUGCAAGGCCGGGUUUUGGGGGCCGGCGUGCCAGCGGCGCUGCGACUGCUUGCACGGCUCCUGCAACCCCCUCACCGGGCACUGCAGCUGCGUCCCCGGGUACCAGGGCAGGAGCUGCCGGGAGCCCUGCCCGGCGGGGAAAUACGGGUCUCAGUGUGUGCACAGCUGCGGGAGCUGCAAGCGCAGCCAGCCCUGCUCGCCCGUGGACGGCUUCUGCCUGGCGUGCCAGCCCGGCUGGAACGGGACCCUGUGCAAGGAGCGCUGCGCCCCCGGCUUCCACGGCGAGGGCUGCCUCCAGCCGUGCCCCCGCUGCCGGCACGGGGACGCCUGCGAUGCGGAGACCGGAGCGUGCCUGCACUGCGAGCCCGGCUGGAUGGGACCCAGCUGCAACAGCUCCUGCCCCGCGGGCACCUUUGGGGACGGCUGCCAGCUCCUCUGCCCCGAGUGCGUUUGGGGGAGCUGCGACCCCGUGUCGGGUGCCUGCCUCUGCCAGGCUGGCUACUGGGGACCCAGCUGCAACGACACCUGCCCGGAGGGGUAUUUUGGUGCAAACUGUUCCUCCCCAUGCCAGUGCUCCCGAGGGCCCUGCCAACCGGUGCGGGGCGACUGCGUGCUGAGUCUGGACCGCGGGGCUCUGGCCGCCGCCAUCCUCGUCCCUCUCCUCCUGCUGCUGCUCUGCGUCGUCUGCUGCUGCUGCAGCGCCGGCCCCGCAGAUGCCAGAGACAGGGCGGCCGUGCCGGACGACGACGUGGUGGCCAGGAUGAAGCACCAUGUGCAGGGGGUGCUGGCGAACCUCAGCGCUAUGAUGCCCUGCUUUUCCCUGGGCGGCUACAAACUUCCCAAAGUCACGGUUUCCCACCACGACGCAGAAAUCCCCUUCAACCCCAGCUUCAUUGAGUCGCCCUCGGCCGCCUGGGUUUCGGACAGCUCCUUCUCCUCCUUCGACACUGACAACGAGGGACCCGAGUACUCCGUCCCUCCCAGAGAAGGUGUCCCGCUGCUGGGGGGCACCGAGCUGCAGGAUGGGACGUCCCCCCCUGGUGAAGCGCUCCCAGACCCGGCCGCCUUCAGCUCCGAGGACGUCUCGCAGCCCUUCGCCAUCCCCCGCACCUCCAGCAUCGCCAAGGCCAAGCGGCCUUCCGUCUCCUUCGCCGAGGGGACGAAAUUUGGUGCGGCGGAGACCCCCAGCCCCGGGCGGAAGCCCAAGACCCCGUGGGGGACAUCCAAGCUGUCCCCAACAUCAGGGGAUGCAGGGGAUGAGCCCUCCGCUGAGCAGCCGGCCAGCGAUGGCUACGAGAGCCCCGAUCCCCUCGCCAAGGGGGACGAAAGCCACCGGCCGUCGCCCCGGCCCACCCCGGGGGGCCACCGGCGGGUGGUCUCCGGCACCAGGCACGUGGCCCAGAGGGUGGAAGCCCUGGAAGCGGCCGCCAAAAGUGGCAGCUGGGACGCGAAGGGGAAGGAGCCCAACGUCACCACCAUCUACAUGAUGGUGGGAACGGCCGGGAAGGACCCCAAAGCUGAGGGUGGUGGCGAGGGACCGGUCCAGGCCGUGCUGAAGCGUCUGGGGAGCCUGCAGAAAGGCAGGUGGGCUGCCAAGGAGGAGCCCAAGGUGCGGAGGAGCGUCGAGGCCAUCCAAAAACCGCCCCGCCGGGCCCUGGCUCAGCGUAGGGACUCGGCGAACAGCUGCAAGCAGAGGGAGAGCGUCCCGGGGGCUGCAGGUGAGCAGCGCCCCGGCAAACAGCAGCACCUCCCCGGGAAGAGACAGUCCUUCCCGCUGGCAUCGGCCUCGCUGAAAGGCGCCGGGGCUCAGGAUGGGGCUGGCGAGGCCACGGAGAGGGGCAAAAGCCUGGAGGUGGUCCUGAGCCUGGAAACGAAGGGCCAGGCUGCCCCCGAGGAAGAGCCCAAAUAUGAGACUGUGAACGGCAGCGAGGACGCACCGGCUGCCCCCGCGGCCACAUGAGCCCCCAGCUCCGUCCCGCCCCAUGGCAGGGGGCAGUGGGGACCCCCCUGGGUUGGUCCCAGCCUGGGGAGCCCCCGAGCUAGGGGCUGGACACGUGGAGCCUUCCCGUUAUCCCCCUUCCCUUCCCACCAUGCAGGACCCCGACUGUGAGCUGGGCGAUGCUGAGAGCCGCAGCCCCAGCGGCUCGCGGUGCUUCGGGGCUGUUUUCCGCCCCCUGCAUCCCACCGGCUCCGUUUUGUGGUCGCUGGGGGGAGCGGGAUGCCGCUUGGUGGCUCUCGCCGUAAAGGUGCUUCUCGCGGGAGGGGAUUAUUUUACGGAGCUCUGCUGGGCGAGACGACGGGCUGCCACGAGCGGCUACCACAACAAUUAAUUUUAGCUGCUUAUCUUGAAGGAUACCUGAGUCUGCGGGGGGUUAUCUGUGGGGCUCUGGCUUUCACGGCUCUGGCUGCGUGGGUUUCCGUGCUAGAGGCACGGCACGUGAAACGGGAUGGGGCACGGCACCGGCUUGGUGCGCGGCCCCGAAGCACCACAAGAUGCCACAGUCACCCACGCUGCGCUCAUCCACGAGCAAAGCAGGGCCAUGAGCAUCACCCUGUGCACCAGGAGCUGCGCCGGCCCCGAUAAGGACAGAAAAUGGGUGGAAAAUGGCAAUUCUGUGGGAGCCCUGUGUCUGUCGGCGGGCACGCCGGCUGCUCGAGGAGCCGGAGGAUUCGCAGCAUGAGCUGGAUUUAAAUGCAUCUAGGUGGUAGCAGUUCUGUGUGUAUUUCUCUUAUUUUGAGGGGCGUGAAAGCCUCUGACUGGAAAUUAAAUGUUACCAAAGGA